Molecule: messenger RNA, 892 nt
Organism: Styela clava
Lineage: Eukaryota; Metazoa; Chordata; Ascidiacea; Stolidobranchia; Styelidae
Source: RefSeq, a predicted model, not a curated record
AUGUCGUCCCAAAAUGAUGUAGAAAUAGAAUCUAAGUGGGUAAAACUUGGACAAAGAUUGUUGAUGAUUGACCUGAUCAAGAAAGACAAAAUGAUUAACUACAUUUACCAACUAUUAUCGAAAGCAUACGAACCUGAGGAAACAAAUACAUUGUAUAACACCGAUGUGGUCGAUGACAACUCAUCAAUGUUAGUCAAUAUUCUCGUCCCAAUAAGCGUUGUCCUUCUAAUGGUCGCACUGGCAAUUCUAAUUGUUGUUAUAAAAAGAAGAAAAGAGCAACAAAGGGGAAAUCCAGCCGAGAGCGACCAAUCAAAAGCUCAAGCUUCGGCUUCCAACCAAUCAGGAGAGGGCAUUUACUCAGCGGCAGAAGAAAUCAAUCAAUCAAGUCCACAACAAAUGGGCGUGGUCGGUUUAAGCAACAAAUUAGAGCAAGGACAAAGCAGUCACGUGUCCAUCAUUAACCAAUCAGAUGUCGCAUAUUCCACAGUGGAAAAGAUUCAAAGAACAAAGCAAACAGUGGAAUAUCACAAAACAAUGGUGGAUAAUGUACUAUAUGGGGAAACAGGGGGAGAAAGCGUCGAUGCUCAAAUAAAAUUACUAAUCACCCCGACUAGUGACGGGGCCGAAACAGUAGUAAAUGUACUAUAUGGGGAAACAGAGGGAGGAAGCAACGAUGCCCAAAAAAAUCCACCAGAUGUCCCACCUAGUGACGAGGCUGAAACAGUCGUAAAUGUCUUAUAUGGGGCCACAGCGUGAAGAAUUUUAUUUAUAUUCACCUCCAAACUCUUUUCCAUCGACAAAAUGUAGAGUCGUUGUGCUUAUUGGACACGAAAUUGACCUAUUAAUCGUUUUGUCAAUUUGCAUUUUAUUUAUUCUUGUUGUGAAAAAUUGG